Molecule: messenger RNA, 3081 nt
Organism: Alternaria postmessia
Lineage: Eukaryota; Fungi; Ascomycota; Dothideomycetes; Pleosporales; Pleosporaceae
Exons: 3
Coding region: 1-3081 (1026 amino acids)
Source: RefSeq, a predicted model, not a curated record
AUGAGCACGCAACACCACGGCAGCCAGGGCGACUUCUGGGCCUGCACCACCCGCGAUGCCCCCAACCCGCCGACGACGCACACCGAGACGACAACGCGGAACGACGCCGUAAAUUCGGGAGCCGCCCUCAGUCUGUUCGAAUCAAUCAUCACCUCCUACCCGCCUGUCCUUGAAUCCUUCCUCGCCCAGAUCUCCACCGUCACCCUCCUCGAACUCUACCACACAUCACGUCAUUUGCGCCAGUUCCUGCAAAGGUAUCCGCUCGCGUGGAAGACGCUGUCCUUUCGAUUGCCUCAGCCCGCCGUUGCAGUGGGCUCGCCAGGCAAUGAGACGCCCGAGAACAGGGAACGCCAGUCCAAGGCCUACUCGUUCGACGCACUGCUGAAGCAGAUCAUAUCGCCGAAUGGCACACGAUUGACCAGCCUGGACCUCUGCAACACGGCCGUCACAGGAAUUGCGCUGGUCGGGAGCGUCCUUGCCCCGCGGAUCGACACCCUCCAGCAUCUGUCCGUACGAGGCUGCAAGAAUGUCUCCAUCAAGUACCACAUUGUCCCCUUCCUGGAGCCAUACACAUUAAAGGACGCGCCCUGGAUGCAGAGAGACCUUGCUCUGAAGAGCCUAUACACCUACCGUUGUCGUCACCACCGCCGACGGCCCUAUCUCCCCUCCUCCCUUAUUCGGAGAGACUCCGAUUCCGACCCCACACACCAGCUCAUCGAGAUCUGCCACCAAUUAGGAAUUUGGACAGAUACAGCAUGGUGUCCGACUCCAGGCGGCAGGUGCAACCGGAGGAAGGACUACCACGCAGGAAGAGCAGGACCGCAGAACAUGGAAGUCUGGGUACCCUUUGAUAGAUUAUGGCGAUCAAGCAACCGCAUCGGUCCUGUGGAAGGCACGACAAAGUUGGGCGAACACGAUGGCAGACUAUGGGAGAUUGCUGAGACAGGAGAGGACGGCGAGCCCCUCGGCCCAGAGGGUGGGAACUCCGCAGGAGAAGGCAAGCAUGUCCCAGUACACGAGCGAAGGAGCCACACUGCGUUUGUUGAAGAGGUCAAAUGUGCGCAAUGUAAUGACACUAUUCUGGAGCGAUGCGAGUCUUGCAGUGUCCGCAUGCACUGCAUGGGUUGCCGGAAGACGCUUUGUGCAAGUUGCGCUUUCAACAGACCGAUACCGAGAAAACGCGUGAAGACACGGCAUUUUGCAAACCUGGCUUUCGGCAACAGCAGCACAUUGGGCGGCACACUUGGACACGCAUCGGGGUCUUCUGCACCAUUGGAGGACAGGAGUCAAGAAGAGAAGGCUGACCAGAAUCGCUUCUGGUGGGCCCCUGGUGCCACCCGAUCACCAAAUCUCAUGAAUGAGAGCGCACAGGACGACGACUCAUCUGAUUCCGAAGACGGCGGGAACAACGGAAUGCCAGUACCUCCAGCGAACCGAGAGCCACCAAAACUAAACAUGCAUUGGUGUUGCCUGGAGCCUAUCUUUUCUGGUGGUGGCGGCAUUGCUGUGCUAGGCACCGGAUUAGGCGGCAGAGGCGCUGAUAAGAUACGCGCAGCACCAUUACCGCGGACGAAGGAGUUUGAAGAUCCGGACUUCAGCAACACGCUUCGGCCUGUUGACUACGUCCGCGAGUUGAAGAACAACGGCCUGUAUGAGUACGUGCUUGGGGAGGAUGUUGAUAUCCUGUCGUACUUGAAGCAGGACUCGCUUGAUUUGCAACAGCAAACAUGUCCGAGAGGUCUAUGCAACGACUGUUACCGAAGCUUCCGCUGGAAAGUGUCAUGUCGGGCAUGCAAGAACCCCAUUUGCAAAGAGCAUGAUUUCAGAGCGCUAAAGGUCCGCAAGUGUGGCUAUCGGGAUUUGCAUACCGAGCGAGAGCACGUACGAUCGCAUAACGAGCCGCCACAGCGUCUUGUUAUACCAGAGUUCAAUCCAAACAGGGCCAGCACACCGGAUCCCGAACGCACACCUACAGCAUCGUCAUCCCAUCUAGAUUUCUACUCCACUGGUGACAAUGAAUCUGAAUCUUCCGAAACACCCAUGUCUCAGUCACAGAUCAUGGUUGCUCCUCAACACUCGUCAGUCGAUAUGUCGGCCACAACGUCCUUCAAUUCCAUCUCAAACCCCGAACCUUUCCAGCUUGCAACCUCGCUCUCUUUUGUUCCUAUCAGCACCGGACGUCCACGCUCUUUCAGUGUAUCUGGCGUUCGCGGCCGACCCACUAGUGCUUGGUCGCCGAAUUCUCAACGUGUCCCGGUUAACCAUGCAAUCAUGAACCCACUUCCAUUGCCCUGCAAUCCACGGCAUCCCGUGCAGUGGAGUGGUUGUGUUCUUGUCUGCGAUCAAUGCGCGUCCUCGAACCCAGCUUGCACAUGCACGUUCUGCACUGUCAACUAUCACUGUCCGACGUGCACACACAAACCCAAUGUUCGCGCGAAAUGUCGGCUUGAGGCAGAGAUUAAACAGAAGAAAGAGGAACAGCUCCGUGCGAUAGCCAAGCAGAGGAAAGACAAGGAAGAGCGCGGAAUGGCAGAUGAGUUGGCUGGAGCAAUGUUCGAGUUUUUCACAACAGUAUACGAUGAGAGCACCGGCAACCCGACCAUAGAUGGCUCAUCCGCAUCGUUCACGCACGACUUACCCAUUCCGAGCCCAGACUCUAUUACUGUAACAACAGAAUUUGGUGUCAUGGAAGAGCCUGCGAACUUGACGACGAUUAGUGCAUCUGGACCUUCACCCUACCAUGCCGCUUAUGACCAUUCCGACGAUGAGGAAAACAACGUCGAGAUGACUGAAGACGUCAAUGAGGAUGUCGAAGCACUUCAGCAGGGCCUAGCUCAGAUGCACCUAACUCCUGUGCCCGGCAUGAGUGCUCACAUACUACAUGUGCCGGUAGAAGUCGAGCCUGAACACAUACACGAUGACAACGGAGAAGAGUCUGACGAGGUCAACGACACCGGUGCCGAGGCGGACAUAGAUACCGACGACCUUGACGCGGGCGCUGAAAGCACCUUUGUAGACGAGUCCGGUGAUGAUACUCUGGUUGGAGGUAUUCUUACACCCACAACCACCAUCACGGCAUGA